AUGAUUAAUCAGAAACAAGUUGGUAUUAAAUUAGUUAAAACUCGAUCUCUGAGUUUGAUUAGAUGUUGGCUUAUUGGGUUAUGUACUUUGCUGGUGCGGUUGCAUUGGGUUGCGGCCAGUGGAAUAACUGUAGAGACACGGGUGGUUAGUAUUGGGUUAGAUGCGGCAAAUGUGAUAGGGUUGCCGGAUUCGAAUAAGAUGGUUGAGAAUAUGAAAUUGAUUGGGUUUAGCUUUGAUAAUGAGAACACGAGGGUAGUAGCUAGGCCAAAUGAUCCUGAUCAGCCCGAGGAGUUGGAAGUGGAUGCUAAUCGAGCACCACAUGUUGCCAGUUACGUGGUUGAGGUAGCCUUGAACUCGAAUAUUUACUUUGCACUACCUGAAUAUUCAGAUGUGGGGGCUGCUACGGCUGCUUUAGAGUUGCUAAGAACGAUUGCCGUUAUUAAGUUGUUCUGGGGUAAAUGCGCUUAUGUUACUUACACGACGUCCAAUCUUGAUUGCCAUCAGAUCAAUAUGCAAAUACUAUCAAGAGUUGUCAAUCUAUUUGACUGUACAACUCUAGAACUUUGCUUGAAGCCUGAUCUUGUGUCGUAUAAUAGAGAGUUAGAUUUGGGGGCUUGCCGGGACGAAGCUCAGAAGACAAUUGACCGGGCUAUUUAUAAAUCGCAGUGUCAACUUAGGUUUUCAUCUAAUAGGAGUCUGGGACUUCCUGCUUUGAUAGAUCGUGGUAUUGUUUUGUUGCGGCCGAUUUUAGGUGUUUUCUUAGUAGAUAAUGAAGUACAUGAUGCCCCUCUUCUUUAUCAUUUGCCAUUAGUAGAUGGAUAUUCGAUCUACCUUUUGGACAUUCCUAGUGACAUCAAUAUUGACCUUGGCGUUCUGCAAACAUCAGCGGCCAAAUGCAGCUAUAUCACUCUUGAAACUUCUAGUGAAGCAAAACUAACUCUAACAGGCCUUGAAAAUGCUGUUGAUAAACAUACUGGGCUCGUUCUGGAGGCUGAUUGGGAUAUUUUAACUUAUCUAUGCAAUAACAACGAGGCUCAGAUUCGAGUUCAUACGCUUUUGGGAGUUGAUGUUCAACCCCAAACGAUUCAACCUAUGCUUGAUGCCGAUCAAAAAGAGGCGCCUACUGAGCCAAAAAUCAUUGCUACUACGGCCAAGACCCUCAUCUCAGCCGAUGUCCCGUGUAAAUCCAUGGAUUACUAUAAACAAAUCUAUACUCGAGAGGCCUACGCUAAAUUCGGUAUCAUGGUUGAAACAAUCAAUAUUGCUUAUGAGGACAACCGUACUGAUUUAUUCGAGACCCUAGAUACGCUUCGUGGUAUCAAUGCUUUAAAACGCAUACCAGAAUCUAUUUGGUUAGGGGACGUGCAAUGUUAUGGCAAGGAUCUCGACGGACCCGAUUGGAAGCUUCAAGAAACAGUUAGCAUCCGACUUAACCACGCUAGUUUAGAUCACAGUCUCACUAACUACACAGAACAUCAGCACAUGUGCUUUUGUCAACACAUAAACUAUAAAACCCUUGAAAUUAAGGGCGGGAGAGUUCCAUGCGAGAAUCAAAUAGGCAGCUGCAUACGCCUUCUUAAUGCCUUUCGUUCCAUUACGGCCCAAAAGCUUAAGAUCUCAAAUGCUCGUGAUAAUGACCAAACCCCCAUCAACUUUGUUAUGGACAAGCUAAAAACCCCCACUACCAACCAUCCCAAAUGGCCUCUAUAUGUUGGUACUUUAGUACUAGAUAACGUUGAUGAAUCCAUUGUCUACUGGGUGUUACAACGGUACAUCUUUUCGGAGUCAAUGCACCUACAUCUUCUGAACCUUCACUUUAGCAAUCUAGCCGUUGCUCAAAUUCUCUCACUCCCUGAAGCCCAAAACAUAACGAUGCUUGUGGUUAAUGGCUUCCCCGAACUAGACGAGGUCAAGUACUUCAAUCAGCAAGACAAAAUCACAACAUUCUCCUUGUUCAAGUAUAUUGAGGAAGAAGUAGCCAAGGACACUCCAAUAGAGAGUCUUGGUCUGCACAAACUAUGCUUGCAACUAGCUGAUGCUAACACUAGCUUGUAUAGUGAUGUCUUAGACGCGCUUGGAGUUUAUAGCAUUCUGCCUCUGGCCAUGUCAUUUGGGCAUUACACAAAAUGGACGUCAACAAAGCAUGCUACUAACCCAAUACACCGGGCUAAAUUUACGCUUUCUGGCACUACUAUAGAGGCUUUAAAAACAGAUCUUGCCAAGUAUGGCAUUAAAGGAUCGUUUCAAUUAAACACAAGCCAGUCAGAACAUUCUCAGCAGUCUCAAGCACCUUCUAACCAAAGACAGUCCGUUGUGGAGUUACUUUUGCAAUUUAGUGACACCUUCUUCUUAACCGAUACUGAUUUUGUAACUAUUGUUCGAUGGGUGGCCUGCCACUUUAAGGACGUAGCCACUAUCUGGCUAGCAAAUGUUAAAGUGUCUGAUGAAGAGCGGGCUGUUAUAACCUCGCGCAACUAUUUGUUCAAGGAUUUAGAUAUGCUCAAUAGAAUUCUAGUAGAGAGAGCGGCACCAGAUGAACCCCCUCUAAACCUACUAACCCGACUACACCGCAUUAUCUUAGUAGCGGGUGUCUCUAAUCCCGUCCAUGCGAUUGUUACAAUGCAACCUACCUUGUUAACCCAAUUUAUUUGUCAUCAAGAAGAGCUUAAUAACCAUAUUCCCAGCUAUCCCAAUACUGAGACAUCCAUUCGAAAGAUUAUAAACUAUAUCAUGCACCAGCAGCCCCCUUAUGAGUGCGCAGUUUGCCUUGAGGCGCUUGAUGGGCUAAAAGUCGAACCUAAAGAACAAGACCAAGAAGAUGGAAAUGAUAAUGAUGACGAGCCACCCACUAAGAAACCACGCCCCAGUAUGGGUUCCGAAAGCCAAGAUGAAAAUCCACAAGGACACCCCGUAAUGAUAUGUUAUUUCAAGUGUGGGCAUCCAUUGCAUAGUAAAUGUGCAAUUGGCGUUAUGAAUAUGCAGAACAACAACUGCCCGACUUGCCGGCAGCCAGUAGUGUACAAGAAUGCUCAUCAGCUUAUGAGUGUUCCAUUAACUACAUUGGUUUUUGCUGAGGACAGUAUUAGCAAUGUCACAGUUGACCGCGAAUGGCUGAGAACCAUGAGUUGCUGGAGUGAACAAGUGCUUUUAUACGUCGCUUAUAGAGACAGGUCUGAUUUUGCCACUACAAUCAGCAGCGAAAUAGUGUACGAUCACACUCGCCCCAUCCAUAUCAUUUAA
Nematocida homosporus is the source of this 3240-nucleotide messenger RNA. RefSeq lists its product as uncharacterized. The transcript has a single exon. The record is from RefSeq and is a predicted model, not a curated record. Bases 1 to 3240 code for a protein of 1079 amino acids. NCBI's taxonomy places the organism in Eukaryota, Fungi, Microsporidia.